AAAAGAAAAAAUAAAAUAGCCGUAAAUAUGCCGAUCCUUAAUGAUGUUCAGUUGUCGAGUCCCGAGGACCUAGUUCCUCUUGCCAGGAGUGACGAGCCAAUUUAUGUCAUUCUCACCAGUUCCAACGAUGAGGAAACCGGUGCACCGUGGUGCUCCGAUGUUCGAGCUGCCUUACCAUUCCUGAAAGAGACAUUUGAUAAGCCGGACGGGCCCAAGGCUAUUUACGAGAGCGUUGGUCCCCGGCCUGGGUGGAAGAAGCCGGAUAACCCACACAAGCUCAAGUGGAACAUAUCAGCUAUUCCAACUGUUAUUAGGUUCGAACUUCGAGAUGGAAGGAUAGAGGAGACGGGUAGGCUUAUAGAGGUUGAGGUUUAUGAGGAAGGGAAAUUACAGAACUUCGUGUUGAAGUCUGUGUAGACAAGUAGCGAAGGGAGAUUUGACAGACAACGCUGUUACUUGAAGUACAAGCGAAUGCUGGUUUAUAGGAGACAUGCAGGAUGAAUAUGGUAAAGGUGCAAGUUCUACAUGUUAUUGGAAUUCCCUUCCUGCAAUCUAUACCAUUAUCUAUCUGUG
Molecule: messenger RNA, 573 nt
Organism: Fusarium odoratissimum NRRL 54006
Lineage: Eukaryota; Fungi; Ascomycota; Sordariomycetes; Hypocreales; Nectriaceae
Exons: 2
Coding region: 28-417 (129 amino acids)
Cellular component (GO): cytosol
Molecular function (GO): protein-disulfide reductase [NAD(P)H] activity
Source: RefSeq, a predicted model, not a curated record